CCGGAGUUGGCGCCGGCGCCGUCUGGGGAGAGCGAGGACUCCUGGAGGCAGUGGCCGGCCCGCGCGCCAGAACCGUUUCCCCGGUUUUAGAGGACAGCCCCCUUCCUGACUGGCUGUGCUGGAGAGCCGGAGCUCCUGGAGAUGGAUAAGUUUGUCAUUCGAAAACCUCUGCCUCACAGCAGCCCUCAGAAGAAAGAUUCUGGAGAAAAGGUUUACAAGCAGGCCACGCUUGAGUCUUUGAAGAGAGUGGUGGUUGUCGAAGACAUCAAAAGAUGGAAAGCAGUGUUGGAGCUUCCAGGGCAACCCCAAGAAAAUUUAGUUGAAGCUUUACGGGAGUUAAAGAAGAAACUACCCUCAAAAGACGUGUUAAGGUCAACCAAGAUAGGUCACACUGUGAACAAGAUGCGCAAACAUUCAGAUGGAGAGGUGGCUAAUCUUGCCAGUGAGGUUUACACUGAGUGGAAGACGUUCAUUGAGAAGCAUUCAGAUAAGCCCUCCAUCGAAGUCCGCAGCGACCCCCAAACUGAGACGUUCAGGAGAAAUGCCCAGAAGUUACUGUCUGAAGCAUUGGAACUAGAGAUGGAUCACCCACUGGUUGAAAAUAUCGAGCGUGAAGCUUUUCAUCUCUGCUCCCGUCUCAUUAAUGGACCGUAUCGGCGGACAGUGAGAGCCCUGGUCUUUACAUUAAAGCACCGAGCUGAAAUUCGAGCUCAGGUCAAGAGCUGCUCGCUCCCAGUCAACAUGCUGGUGCAGACUUACAAAAAGUGACCUUCGUAGUCGUCCACGCCCUGGGGAGCGGCGCUGCGCCCACCGAAGGCUGGCCACUUCCCUCUUUUCAAAGGCUUCUUUGAAUUUGGGUGAUGGGGAGACCCGGCCGCCGUUGGCCUUCUCCAAGUGCCAUUCCAUUCAGAAGGAGGGCACGAAGAACGACAGGGGAUGGGCCCCGGCAUCAUUAUCCAUAACAAGUGCCGCUGUCUGAAAGCAUCAAUGGCGCCCCAGGGCCCUCGAAGCACCAUGUUUGUGAUCACAAAACUAGGCCAGGAGGGUGAUGGGGCUUAUUGUGGGUUUGCCAAGGAGGCCUCUCAACUCCUUUCUCCUGUUGGGCUGGUAGUGCUUCUCCCUUAUUCCACCACCCUGCAGGUAACUGAAACUCAAUUACUGCCGGCUUCGCGACGUCCCCCCGUGUUUAGAUAGCCCUGGUGCUCUCAGAACUCACCCAUCUGUCUUCCCUUUACUGUAUGCCAGGGGGAAGCCUGCAGGCGCCCGCCAACGCCCCCCUCUUCCCUGAUCGUACUUAUCUGAAUGUUUCAGCUCUCCCUUGAAGACCUUCAGCGUUGGUCUCUGAAGCCCCCAUGCUGGGGCUUCUAAUGAGCGGUGGCCUGAAGUGGCCAAACCUCAUGCUUUAUUUGAAUGCCUGGCUAUUAGACUUUAGAGAUAUAUAGAAGGUAGAUAAUGAAAUCUCUCUCUAAACAAGUUGGUUGAGAAAAAUCUGUUCUAGCAAAUCAUGACUGGACUACAGGACACUCCUUGAGUGAUUAUGUAAAUGCAGUUUGCCUUUUUUAAGAGCAUGAUAAUAAACCAUAUGGUUCAAAAACA
This is a messenger RNA of Trichosurus vulpecula (common brushtail), 1596 nucleotides long. It is a transcript of the gene TCEANC2, whose product is annotated as transcription elongation factor A N-terminal and central domain containing 2. Gene Ontology annotation, biological process: DNA-templated transcription. NCBI's taxonomy places the organism in Eukaryota, Metazoa, Chordata, Mammalia, Diprotodontia, Phalangeridae. Gene Ontology annotation, cellular component: nucleus. The coding region runs from base 142 to 768 and encodes 208 amino acids. The transcript has 5 exons. The record is from RefSeq and is a predicted model, not a curated record.